GGUAGAAAAUGGUGAGCAAACGCACAUUAAUCUUCUGCAUAUUCGCUGUAUUCUCCAUAGCUGCUGAAAGAGUGGAAGAAGAAAAGAUUGCUAGAUCCAGGAUAGAACGAUGUGCACGUCAGUUUGAUAUCGUAUUGAAUUUUCUUUGUCGAGGCAUCGAUGAGGAAGACUGUGAACCAUUCCGAUACAUAAUUGAUCUGGAUGAAACGGAGAUGUCCGUGGUUCGAGAGCGCGUUUUGGAAAGAAAGUGUUGCCGACAACGCUGUUCCAUUCAAGUAUUGAGAUCGCUCUGCUGCUUACAACGAUGA
Molecule: messenger RNA, 308 nt
Organism: Cylicocyclus nassatus
Lineage: Eukaryota; Metazoa; Nematoda; Chromadorea; Rhabditida; Strongylidae
Source: the annotation of a GenBank genome assembly